Molecule: messenger RNA, 1513 nt
Organism: Paramecium sonneborni
Lineage: Eukaryota; Ciliophora; Oligohymenophorea; Peniculida; Parameciidae
Source: the annotation of a GenBank genome assembly
AUGAGUGAUGAAGAAUCAGAAGAUGAAAACAGAUCUAAAUUCAAAUUAUCCAAAACUCAUCAAUUAAUUAAUUAACUUGAACACAAACUUCAGAUUCUUGACUAAAAUCCAUCUCCUAAUCUUUAUCCAUAAUCAAGAGAUUCUCAUCUCAAAAGCAAGUAAGAAUUAGAAAGGGAAUUACAAGAGUUUGAAUCAAGAAUGAGAAAACUUAAUCAAACUGAUAACUCUUAGUUACAAUCAUCAUAGGCUAAAUCUACUCAAAAACAAUCACCAUAAAAGCUUAACAUUUAUAAUCCUAUUUUAUAAUUGUUGACUCAAAAGUUAGAAAAUUUUGAUGAUGAUAAAAAUACUAUGUUAUAAACCAAAUUAGAUCAUCUUAAUCGAGAGUAAUAAAUACUAGAAUAAGAACAAAUCAAUUUAUUGAGAGAAGAAUAAUAGGCUAAAUUUGAAUUGGAAUCAUUAUUAAGAACUUUAGAAAUAGAUGAACAACGCAGAUUGAAUGAAUAGAAAAUAUCCAUUUUUAAAGAAUAAGAGGAAAAAUUGCUUGAUAUUUAAGAUUAAAGUGAGAAGUUAAUUUAAGAAGAGGAGGAGAAAAAAAAUAACUUUUUUUUGGAAUUAUAAUAAUUAUCUUUUGAAAAAAAUUAAUUACAAACACAAUUAUAAGUAUAAUCAAUAUAUAUCUUAUGUAGAAUUUAUCUAGAGAAUAAGAAAUGUUAAUUAGUAAUAGGGAUGAAAUCUCAAAUUAAUUAAAUACAUUAAUGUAAUUGCAUAAUCAAAUUCUACAAAAUGAUUUAAAGAAAAAAAUAGUACAUCUCGAAGAAGAACCAGAUCCUUCUCCUCUUUAGAAUCUAUAUUAGAUUAAUUAACAAAUUUAAGAAUCAAUGAAUUAAUAAUUAUCUCUAAUCAGAUAAGAAUUGAAUGAACAAAAAUAAAUUAAUUUAGAUUUGUUAUAACUUUUGAAUGGAGAACAAUAAUAAUUAACUCAAAGAUAAAUGACAUCAACUGAAAUCUAAUUACAAUAAGAUUAGCAAUAACAGUUGCAAUAAUAAUCUAAUUCUUAAUUAUAAUUUUAAAUAACUGCAAAUAAGCCAAAUUAUAAUCUCAACGAAGAUUUAGAAAGUGAAGAAAGCAUUUUUAUGAUGCAAAAAUAUAAUAAUUGUAAUUAAAAUGCAAAUAUCCAAAUAUAAAAAGAUUUUAAUUAGCUCUUUGAUAAACAUAAGAAAUAGUAAUAUUUUAUUAGUAAAUUAGAUAAUUUAAACCAAAAUAAAAAAUUCAUUUGAAGUAAACAAAAGCAACAGCAGAAAAAAGAAGAAGAUCAAUUGAUUUAACUCAAUCUAAGUCUAAAUCUAAGUCAAAAGAAAGAGAUAGCAAUCUCUGGAAGGAUAAAGAAAAAAGAAAAACUCCAUUAACAUUUGAAGAAACUUAUAAAAAAAAUAUCUAAGAUUAAUUGAAAAAACUUAAUUUUAUUGUGGAAAAAUCUUUGAAUAAUAAGUGAUGUGUGAUGAAAUUGAUG